Scatophagus argus is the source of this 3482-nucleotide messenger RNA. RefSeq lists its product as uncharacterized. The coding region runs from base 608 to 2122 and encodes 504 amino acids. The transcript is spliced from 9 exons. Lineage: Eukaryota; Metazoa; Chordata; Actinopteri; Scatophagidae. The record is from RefSeq and is a predicted model, not a curated record.
ACUGAAAAUCCAGAAGAGAAUAUUUGGCAUAUGAGCCUACUUAAACAAAUAAUUCCUUAUCAAAAUUUUUAUAACUUUCCAGGACUUGGUGAUUGUUCCUGCUCCCUCUAACGCAGCUAGUUUGUAAUUGUAAGAAAGACGGAUCACAUGUACAAGCUGGAAAAAUAUCAAAAACAAAUCUUCACUGCCUCAGUAAGAAAAGGGCUUUGAAAGGCACAGAUAAAUGAUGCUGACAGGGCUGUCGAAUAAGAACAUGCUUUCAUGUGUGGCCAAACAGUGGAUUUAGCCUUCAGAUUUGGAUGAGCUAGCACCCAGCUAGCUUAUCGUUAACACUGGACACAAGGGGAAACAGUUUAACCUUGCUUUUUUCUACCACCUCUAAAGCUAACUUACUAACACGUAUGUUCAAUCUAAAGUGAAGGAACAGCAGAUCGUGGUUUUACUGAAUUUGCGACAGAUAAUUUUGGUGGUAUUUAACAUGCAACAUGUUUGAGCAACAGGAUUCUAUUGCCUGAAUGAUGUCUUUACACUGACCUCAUUUCUGAUUAAUGCCGAGACACCUUUAAGAGAGAAAACUUAUGUUUACAUUUCAACUCCGCAAACAUGGAUGGCUGCACGCAAUUACUGCCGAGAACACUACACAGACUUGGCUUUGAUCGAGAACUAUGUGGAAAACACAGAUGUCUAUAGGACAAAACCAGCCGAUGUUGGAGUGUGGAUUGGUCUGUACCGAGUGCCGUGGACUUGGUCUGAUAACAGCGGGAGCUUAUUCAAAAACUGGAUGAGCGGAGAGCCAAAUAACUAUAAAGGCACUCAGCACUGCGUGACUGAGAAUAUUCAACAUGAAUGGAAUGACGAAAACUGUAACUACUGGUACACCGUCCUCUGCCAUGAAGAUAAAAAAUUGAAGAUGACUAUGGUGAAGGUGAAGAUUCAAAGUGAUGCUGAUGCUUCAGAUUUGGCUACGAACAAGCAGAUCCUCCAACAGGUGGGUGCGGUGCUACAUAACCGGAGACUGUUGGACAUCAAGCUGCGAUGGAACACUGAGCCCAGAAAACAGAAAAAGAAACUCACAACGCAACCUCAGUGUGAAUCACAAAGGCAUAUGUACACGCUGUUGCGAAAUGUUUAUUCUGUCGAUCACUGGAUUGCAGUGAAAUUAGAAAUGGAUCAUAAAUGGAUUGUGAUUUCCCUGUUUGGAUUUGGCAUCACCUCCUGUUUUUGCUUCACUGCUCGCAAGUACCACUACGUUAAGAUAACUGCAAACUACAUCCAAGCUAGGACGUACUGCAGAGAGAAAUUCACUGACCUCGCGACCAUUGAAAGUGUGGAUGUCAUUAAAAGCCUAGAAAGACCAAGUUGGGCCACCUCAGUUGUAUGGAUCGGACUGAAUGAUGACCCGAAAUCCUGGAAGGCAGCUAUGGGUGCUGAGGCAAACUCCUGGAAAUGGUCCGCGACUGGUCAGACCAGCAAAGAUGGUUAUUCCAACUGGUCUGCGGGUGAUCCAAAUUUUGUCAAUGCACAGGAGUGGUGCGUGGCAAUACAAAAUAAUGGAGGAUGGGCUGAUUACCCCUGUGAAGAGAAAAAAAUGAGUGUUUGUUUCGAUGCAACUGCAAAUGGAAAACAUUACGCAUCAAUCUCAACUCCACUAACAUGGACGGAUGCCCAGGCGUACUGUAGGCAGUUCCACACGGAUCUGGCAAUUGUCGAGAACGCUGAGGAGAACAAAGCUGUCCAUGCCGUGAAUGCAGCAAAUGUUGCAUGGAUCGGACUGUACCGAACGCCGUGGACCUGGUCGGACGGGAGCAGCAGCACCUUCAGAAACUGGAAACCUGGCAGGCCUGAUAACGGCUAUGGGGUGGAGGCCUGUGGGUUUGAGUAUCCCGAUCGAACAUGGGACGACGAUAGAUGUUCAUCAAGCUACUUCUUCCUCUGCCAUGAAGAUCCAGAUUUAAAGAUAACGAGGAUAACGAUGAAGAUUCUAAGUGACGCUGACAUAACAGAUCCAGCCAUUAACACCCAGGUCCUCCAACAGAUUGGUACGAAGUUGACAAACCAGGGAUGGAUGGGCUUCAAGCUACAGUGGAAGAUUGAGCCUCGACAACAAAAAGAAGAAAAAUGAAGUCUAAUGUCAAAGAGUUGCAAUAACAUACUACAUAGUUUCAUAUGAGGGGAGAAGAAACAUAGUAAGUUAUGCUUACCAUGUACUUAAUAUGCAACGUAAUAUUUAUUUCUUCAAAUUUUGAUGAAAUAUUUUUGAAGAAAAAGAGAUCAGUCAGUUCAAUUUAAAUUCAAUGAGCUGUUUGUCAUCAAACUCAACACUGGAUCAAUAUGGCCAAAGCAAGGACACACAAGACAGACUGACAGACAAUAACUGAAUGAGAAAUGACGGACGUUGUGUCUGUCAAAGACUGACGGAGAUCAUCUGUGAAGAUAAGAAGCUCAUCUCAGUCAAACCACUUUCUUUGGUUGACCUCUGCCUUCCACAGCCUCACAAUGUGUACACAGUGUCCUCUAAAGGUAAAUUAAACAUUUGCAAAUCAAAUUGCCUCACAUGUAAUUCAGCAACCUUGGGCCAGAAAAAUGCCCUCGUAGUUUUUAAUUAGUUUUGCAUUUGCAGUUUACCUUGGAUUUGAAGGUACACUGAUCUGGGAGGACUUCUGACACUCUCAGCUGAAAAUUUAAAUUGCUCAAACUGAGAAAUCUUUCCAGCACCUUGUCACCUUGCCAGCUGUGGAAGAACAAGGCCCUUUGAUGGAACAAUAAUUUGAAAACUGGUGUCCCAAUUUUUUUUUAUUAAUUUAAUGUCUUUUUCUGUACUUUGGCAAACUAAAUCUUUAUCAAACGAAGAAUAUUUUGUGUCUGUAAAACAGUGUAGAUGUUUUCUGUCUUUUUUUUCUCAGUGUAGCUUAACCUUUAUUUGAACAGUAAACACAUAUCAAUGAGCACCAUAGUGUGGAGUAUGGAGUAUUUGAAUAAUUUAGUUUGUUAAACUUAUUUAGAUUCAAUAUUAAUUUAAAGAAACUAGUAAAAGAUUGAUGAGUUUGAAUAGCGUCACUGUAGUAUUCCCAUGUUGUAAAGUAAGAGUACUCAUGCAUGAAAAACUCCCUGAGGUCAGCGUUAUAGGUUGGAUGUUGACCAGAGAAUAUAACUGCCAUGUCCAGAAUAUCUUAGUGGCUCCAGAGUGUUUCACAUUAAAAAAUAACAGCAACAUCCAUCAGCAAGAAUGAUCCAUUUUUCAGCUGUUUCAUAGGCCAGUUGUGGUCCCUUCGAAAAUCAAAAUCUGACUUCAAAGAGGCCUUUGACUCACAGAGAGGCCUUUAAACCUGCCCAGUCCCUGUCAUCCUGUUGCUUCCUGUGUGACAGUGAAAUUGAAGAGAUAUAUUGCACUAAUAAAUAACUCUCAAUGGUGCCAGACUCCAAGUAAAAGUUUACAGCUGGUUGUAAAGAAUCAAAAGGAAGGCUGGGGAUCUGUUAGGUGC